UGGCAAUAGCGCGCCAGUGCGUAGUAAGCAGAGACGAAGAAGAGUCACUUCCGCUAUGGCUAGGAGGCUAACAUAAAAACAAACUUGAGCUAGCGAUGGAAAAGAACAGAGAAUCACUUCUAAAUGGACAAUUUAAGUUCAAAAUAUUGCCAGAUGGAGCUUUGGACAAGACAAAGGUUACCUGUAUUUACUGCAAAGGGGAAUUUAAUUACCACCGCAGUAAUUCGUCAUUGCUUUAUCACCUAAAAGCAAAACAUCCCGGCGUGUUGAAGUCAGACAGUGGAUCACGGCAAACAACUUUGGAGCAGUACAGGGCAAGAGGUGGGGUGAACUCUGAACAGACUAACAAAAGGAUUACUGAUGCAAUUACCUGCUGGAUAGCAACAAAUUGCCGACCGGUGAACAUAGUGGAAGACGCCGGAUUAUGUGAAGUUAUUAAAGCUGCUACGGGAGACACGACAUACAAGUUACCAGCUCGAAAAACCAUUAUGUCCCGGGUUGAGGAGUUGUAUGACAACAAACGAACAGAAAAACUAGAGGCUUUGGGAAAAGUACCAUAUGUUUCCCUUACAGGAGAUCACUGGACUUCUUUUGGUAACGAUAAUUAUUUGGGAGUAACAGCUCACUUUAUAGACAACGAUUGGUGUCUCCAAUCAUUUGCACUGACUGUCAGCAAAACAACCGAGCGCCACUACGCAGAGGCGUGCGCACAGCACUUCGAAGAUAUUGCACAGGAUUGGGGCAUUGAAAACAAAGUGACCACUCUGGGAACUGACAGCGCUCGUAAUAUGGUUGCCGCGGUGAGGCAGCUGCCCUAUGAGCAUUUGCCGUGUACUGCACACGCGAUACAACGGUCAAUCUGUGUUUCACUAUCUGAUAGUGGCAUCGACGCUGUCUUGGCCAAAUGUCGAAAACUGGUUGGCCAUUUUAAACACAGUCCUUCCAACACCCGAGAGCUUAACGCUCAGCAAGUUGCACACCAUCAAAAAGAAGAGCCACUUAUUCAAGACGUCCCAACAAGGUGGAACUCAACUUUAGCCAUGAUUCAAAGAGUUUUGCAAAACAGAGAACCAAUAGGAGCAACACUGAGAGAGCAGCACAGUAAACUGUCCAUGCUGACUGACCAAGAAUGUGCCAAGCUUCAGCGGUUAUCAGAGCUUCUUGAACCAUGCAGAUAUGUCACAGAAAUACUGGGUGGGGAGCACUACAUCUCCUGCUCAGUUGUGCUUCCUGCCUUUUGCCACCUCUUUCGUGUCAUGGAGCCAUCAGAGGAUGAUCCUGUCCAUAUUGUUAAGUGGAAAAAACUCUUUUCAGAAGACCUGGCAAAGAGAAAAGAAAAUUCCAACCUCGCCUGGCUGAAGUUGGCAACAGCUCUGGAUCCUAGAUUUAAGGACCUAAAAUGCCUGCCUAAAACUGAGAGAGGAGAUGUGUGGAAUUCCAUAGCAGAUCUACUAAAAGAGAAAGAAAAGCCCAAGGCCCCAAGUCCUGAAACAACAGAUGUACCAGAUGUACCUGCAAAGAAGGCAAAGGUCUUCCUACUAUCAUCAUCAGAUUCAGACGCCGAUGAAGAGGAAGAGACCAACCUAAGUUUGAUAAACCGGUACAGGUCAGAAACCAAACUUGAAAUGGAUGCCUGCCCUCUGCAGUGGUGGUUGAAUAGAAAGGGCUCAUAUGGUAAACUAGCACUUCUUGCACGCAAGUAUCUCUCUUCACCUGCCACCACUGUGCCCUGCGAAAGAUUAUUCUCCCUCUCAGGACAUGUUGUUCAAAAGAAGAGGGCAUCUCUAUCUUCUGCUAAUGUGGAGAGACUGGUGUGCCUUAGCAGUUGGCUCAAGGUGAAAGACAAGGGCAAAGGACAAGUUGGUUAAACUGACUGAAUCAGUAUUGGCCUAGAGUACCAGCUAACUGAAGAUUUUCCUGAACAAAUAGAAAGUACACAUUUAUGAACAAGUACAGAAUACAGUUACAGUCACACAAAUGAUUUAAUAUUUUUCAGCUAAACAUUUUUGACUUUUCAAGUUUAAUUUUUUAUUCCCUACAGCUGAAGAUCAAUGUUAGCAUAUUGUUCACAUCGAGUAAUAAUAAGAAUAAGCUAUUUGUGGCAGCUUGACUGUUAAGGUCAGUCUUCACUGUUUACAUUAAGGAACUGUUCUUGAAUGUUUUGAAUCAUUAUUGCACUUUGAAAAGCUGAUUUUUUAAGCUUUAUAUUUGAACACGUUCUUAAAAAUGUUAUAAAUGCACUUUCAAUGCAACAUUUUGUGAGAAUAAACGCUGUUAUGGCA
This is a messenger RNA of Acanthochromis polyacanthus (spiny chromis), 2282 nucleotides long. RefSeq names its product E3 SUMO-protein ligase ZBED1-like. Lineage: Eukaryota; Metazoa; Chordata; Actinopteri; Pomacentridae. The transcript has 2 exons. The record is from RefSeq and is a predicted model, not a curated record. The coding region runs from base 96 to 1868 and encodes 590 amino acids. Gene Ontology annotation, molecular function: DNA binding; protein dimerization activity.